Molecule: messenger RNA, 772 nt
Organism: Coccomyxa subellipsoidea C-169
Lineage: Eukaryota; Viridiplantae; Chlorophyta; Trebouxiophyceae; Coccomyxaceae
Product: DUF55-domain-containing protein
Exons: 3
Coding region: 1-363 (120 amino acids)
Cellular component (GO): nucleus
Source: RefSeq, a predicted model, not a curated record
AUGCGAGGGAUGCGAGUGGGUGACCGCGCGUUUUACUACCAUUCCAACUGCAAGGAGCCAGGCAUAGUGGGGAUCUGCGAGGUGGCCAGGGAGGCGUACCCAGACAGCACAGCGCUAGAUCCCAGCAGCAAGAAGCACGACCCCAAAUCCACGCCAGAAGAACCCCGCUGGUACAUGGUGGAUGUCAAAAUGGUGCGGCGUUUGGCGCGGCUGAUAUCACUGCAGGAGCUCAAGCGGCACAGCGAAGGGGCGCUGAAGGGCAUGGCGCUGCUUACUAAGGGGCGGCUGUCGGUGCAGCCGGUCACGCGGCAGCAGUGGGACUUUGUGCUGGGGUUGGAGGACAACCCCCCUGAGAAUACCUGAGAGAGAGGGAGUGAAUCGAGGGUCUGAGGGUUUCGCCAGCCAUGCGUCAUCUUGAGGUGCUCUCAACGAUGUGGUGAGUCGGUUUUGCAUUUGAAUCCCUUGACAGCUUCACUUGGUGCGGGUCCACUUGGUGCAUGCUGGAGUCAAGAUACUGACAUCCGAGAAUUCUUGAAGAUUAAAUGUGAAAUAAUAUUACGCAUUGCACUGAUCUCUUUGAGUAUGAGCAGUGCUCUCGGUAUGCUUCUUGAGAAAUUGCAUGGGUAGACAGCUCUGACCAGCCUUGCUAACAUGGUGAGCAUGAGGAUGCCUAAGCUUGGGCCACAGUGUGCCCUAUAGUGGCUGAUUAGAUGUAGGCUGCAGUAACUGUUGGCGCUGGAAGAUGCACAGUACAGUGAGAGCAACUUUUGAU